GUAAUAUAUAUGCAGUCUCUCAAAGCACUGGUUACAAGUUAGAUUUCUUUCCUGUUUACAUUUAAAAUGAUUAUCAUUUUCUGUUUCGUUUCCCUUAUUCUCUCUUGUCACUCUGCCACAACCGACAACGUUUCUAUGAAUAACUGCCCAGAAAGUUUCGGUUGCCCAGCUUUGCCUCCAUUCAAGUACCCAUUUUACAAUGUCAUGGACACACGAUGUGGGUUGAUCAAGGUCAACUGUACUUCCAAAGGUGGGGAAAUUCAACUUGGAGGAGGGUGGUAUGAGAUUGUUAACAAGGAUGAGGGUCAUAAUACAGUCAUCAUCAGUAACAAAACAUUUGAAGAUCUUGUGAAAAAGAAUAGUUGUGAGGCGCUUAUGAAUAAUUUCACUUCUCCAAGUCCAAGCCCUCUUUUGUAUUCCAUUUCAAUAUUUCCUCUCAUCACUCUCUUCAAAUGCACAGAAAAUCUCACUAUUGCUCAACAAAGAGAUAUUUAUUUUGAGCAACAUAAUUACAGAAGCCACUACAGAUGCAAAGAUUACAAAUUCUACUAUAACCACUUGAAUGAAACAGUUCCAAGUGACCUCCCACCUACAUGUCAAGUAGUGCAGCUUCCUGUCCGAUUUCUCUCUAGUCCUGGACUUGAUGAAACAAACAUAUUUUCUCUUCUUUCUUCUGAAUUUCAAUUUGAAUUGACACCUUCCUGUCAUAACUGUCACACAAAAGGCGGCCCGUGUCAUAUUGAUAAUGAACAUUUUCAGUGUUUAAACGCCAAAAAGGAAACACAAGGCAGAAAACUCAUAAAGAUUCUGGUUACAGUUCUCGGCAUAAGCUUUGGCGUAGGCUUUGUAACAUUAUCAGUCGUCAUAAUCUUAUGCUUCAGAAGGAAAAUUAAAAUGAGGAAAGAUGCAAAGUACAAUGUCAAAGUUGAAAUGUUUCUAAAGAAUCACGAAUUCCUAGUUCCAAAAAGGUACUCUUAUGCACAAGUUGAGAAGAUAACAAGCUCGUUUAAGGUCAAACUAGGCAAAGGUGGUUUUGGUACUGUGUAUAAAGGAGUGCUAAGAAACCAAAACCAAGUAGCGGUGAAGGUUUUAAAUGAAGUGAAGAGUAAUGGGGAAGAUUUCAUUAAUGAAGUUGCAAGUGUAGGUAGAACUUCACAUGUUAAUAUUGUAAGCCUUAUGGGAUUUUGUUUGGAGGGUCGCCAAAGAGCUUUAAUCUACGAAUUCAUGCCCAAUGGUUCCCUAGAGAGGUUCAUAAACAAUCAAGGUUCUUCGAGUAGUAGCCAACUAAUUGGAUGGGAAAAGUUGCACCAGAUCGCAAUUGGGAUUGCUAGAGGUCUAGAGUAUUUGUAUAGGGGUUGUAGCACACGGAUACUACAUUUUGACAUAAAGCCACAUAAUAUCCUACUGGAUGAUGAUUUUUGUCCUAAGAUAUCUGACUUUGGCAUGGCUAAGUUGUUCCGUGAGAAAGAAAGCAAGAUAUUCGUGUCCCAUAUGAGAGGAACGCCCGGUUAUAUUGCUCCUGAAAUAUUUUCUCGGAGCUUUGGAGAGAUUUCUCACAAAUCAGAUGUAUAUAGUUAUGGAAUGAUGAUUUUAGAAAUGGUCGGAGGGAGAAAAAAUAUUGAAGUUGGAGUUGAUAAUACAAGUGAGAUAUACUUUCCUCACUGGAUAUAUAAGAAGGUUGAAUUGCAUGAUGAACAACUUGGACUGAAUGAGAUUGUGAGUGAAGAAGAAAAUAAGACUGCAAGGAAAAUGAUCAUUGUGGGGUUGUGGUGCAUACAAACGAAUCCCUUGACCCGACCUUCAAUCACUAAAGUGUUGGAAAUGUUAGAAGGAGACGUAGCAUCAUUGGAAAUCCCUCCUAAACCUUAUAUAUCAUCUCCAUCAAGUGGAGUGGAAGAAAAUGAAAAAAGUUCUGUUGGGAUGUGAAGGGUCGAUGGUCAUCUAGAUAUCCAGAUUUUGGUGUGGUAUUCCCCAAAUUUUCGCCCGUUAAAGAUUUGUUAGGAAUUACAUAAAGUUCUGAGAGUUAAUCACAAGUAUAAGGAGUUAAUCCGUGGCAUUAUUAUUGUGGGGUGUUGGUGCAUUUAGAGAGCAAGGAUGGAUAAACGAUUUUCCAAUAAGUCAAGGUGGAGAAGAUCAUUAAAGAGGUUAAAGCCCUUAUUAUUAUUUUUUUUUUUUUUGGGUUCAAGCAUAGAUCCAAGUUUAAGGUGAUUAAAUAGGAGUGGUGUAAAUUUAAUUUCUUGUAAUUAUGUUGUGUUUGGUUGUUUGGUUGCCUCCCCUGGUUGUUGGUAGGGGGUGUUUGAAUGUAGUUUGUCUUUCGAAAAAAAAAAUGAUAAAGAAAAAAAAAUCUAGAUUUGCUGUUAAAAUAAAAAUCUGGCUAUCUAGAUUGACUUUGAAAACCAAAUGAAAAAUGUGGCUGUCUAGGGUCUGUGUUAAAAUUAGGCUAAUAACAUUCAGUUUAAUAUGCUGAAUAUGAUUGUUUUUAGUGUUGGUUUUAUUGUUUUAAUGUUAGUUUUGUUGUUUUAUUUUUUUUGAACAUGUACAAUCUAAUUGGGUCUGAGGAUAAAUGGAAUUGGGCUAGCUUAUCGGACAGCUUUGCUGCUUGAUUGGAUUAAAGAUGGGCUUGGACUUGGGCUUGCUGAAUAUAAGGAGAAGAGGACAGCUGUUAUAACAACCUAACCAAUUGCCAACUGGGUUUGUUAUUAGGGUUAUGACCCGGGUACCUUAUAUAAGGCUCGUACCCGGUUUCAGUUCAUUCAGUUCAGAUAUUUUGUUCACUUGUUUUCUCUCGUUUUUCUCUCUAAAAGUUCAUUAGGGUUUCUUGCUUUCUUCAUUGAUCAUCUUGAAUCAGUGAUUUUAUUUGUAAGUUCUAGUGAUUUUAUCGUGUUGAUGAUCUUCUGUAGUUGAGAGUUUGCGAGAUUUGGUGUUGUAGUGUUUGAUCUUGUGCUCUUGAUGAUUACGAACUUGAUAUCAUUUAUUUUCACA
Molecule: messenger RNA, 2982 nt
Organism: Helianthus annuus (common sunflower)
Lineage: Eukaryota; Viridiplantae; Streptophyta; Magnoliopsida; Asterales; Asteraceae
Product: LEAF RUST 10 DISEASE-RESISTANCE LOCUS RECEPTOR-LIKE PROTEIN KINASE-like 2.5
Exons: 4
Coding region: 67-1926 (619 amino acids)
Biological process (GO): protein phosphorylation
Molecular function (GO): protein kinase activity; ATP binding
Source: RefSeq, a predicted model, not a curated record